This is a messenger RNA of Xyrichtys novacula (pearly razorfish), 37831 nucleotides long. Lineage: Eukaryota; Metazoa; Chordata; Actinopteri; Labriformes; Labridae. The record is from the annotation of a GenBank genome assembly.
CCUCGGAGCUGGAAUGAAAUACUUGAGGAAAGAGGGAAAUUCACCGAUGUUUCUCCCAUGGAUUUGGAUAUUUUACGAACGUUUAUAAACGCGGGGGUCAACAUGGCAUGAAGGUCCAUCGGUAGUUUGUUUCCGUCUUAAAUUCUUUGAGGUAAGCUGAGAAACUCUGAUGAAGAUGCUUUUUUUAAUUAAGAGGAAAACAGUGAACAGUCUGACACUGCUCUGCUUUGAAGGGUUCAUAUGUAAAUGUGUCACACACUUUUACAAGCUUUUACAAUAAUUAAAUUCUACCAAUGACAAAGUUUUAUUUCUAUUUGAAAUGAUGCUCCCAAGAAAAUUUUACAUUAAUGUUAUUUUUGCCAUUUUUGUUUGCCAUGUUUGGCUUUUACAGCUUUAUUUAAAAUGUUUAUAAUUUUGCGUAAGAACUACAAUACCCUACAUACAGUUAAAGACAUAAAUAUUGUAAGUACAAGUAUCCCAUAGACAGGUUUAAUUGGACCCACCUUAUUUUAACCUUAACUGUGAAAGAGUUGUCACCUGGACUUCAUUUGAUAACAGUUUGAUCCAGACAUAACAGAACACUUGUAUUAAAAAAAAUAUAGGGCAAACAGUAUGACUAAAUAGUUGAAUUUGUGUUUACUUUUAAUCCUCCCCAAAGUGAGUAGAGUGAAUUAUUCCCAUACAGUGGAGCUCUGGAUUGUAUUUUACUGGAACAGUAGUUCUGUGGGUUUUACAGAUGUUUGUGAUGGUCCAGAGGGAAACAGACAGUAGUCUGUUCUCGCUUAACAUUGACUCAUUCAACAGGAAGUGAGACAGAGAGAUAAUCACAGAGACAAAAAGAAAGUCGGAGUCAGGGUCCUGGGGGUUAAAUAGCCUUUAAUGUUCGCCACCAACCACAUCCUUUUAUCAUUGCUGAAGAAUGACGCAGACGGAGAUUAGCAAGCAUUGUUUGUGUCCUAUUUUAAAGAAAAUUAAGAAAAAAGACCACCCUUUUAAGUUCUUGUUAAACUAUUUAAGCAUGGCCUAACAGGGAAAUGUUUGGUCUUUGUACUUUGAUAAAACUGUAACUUGUAUUGGUGGAAUAUAACAUCACAACUAUGAAAAGCCUUCACAUUAAAGCAUAUGUCACAUAUAGUUUUUCGGGUAUAAAGACGAGCUGCUUGGGCUCUAGUAAAAGGAUGAAUGCUCAGUAGCUUCAGUGUUCUGAAACCAACCCCCUCUUACUCUCACCUCACACCAAAGUAGAGAGAAAAAGAGAAAAAAUGCAAGGAUACAAGAAUUUAGAGAGUUGUGAGAAAGAGGAAGAGAAGGCAGAGUCCAAGGCCCUGCAGAGUUAGGCUGCACGCUAUACUUCCACUCCUGCUUAAUGAUCAAAUGUUAUUAUUCAAUCCAAUUAUAUAUUAUUAUUCUGUGUAUUUGUGUUGUUUUGUUUUGAGUGAUGAGAGGUAUUUUCUCUGCUUUUCUGUUUUGAUGUUUACCAGAGAAAACAGGCAGCCAAAACCAGCCUGUAAAAACCAGACUCUUCCACAUGUUUCAGUCUCUUUGUGAGCUGUCCAGGCUGUUAAUGAGAGGUUAUAACUCAGAGAAGAGAGAGCUGCUCUCAUCCAGCAGAGAUGCUCUACUGUCCUUUUAUCUCUCCUUUCUCUCUCCCUCUCUCUCGCUGUCUGUCUGUUUUUCUACCGCCUGUUUUUUUUUUUUUCAUCACAACUGGAAAACAUGAUGCGAGCCCCUCUGAGGGAGGUUCGUUGAGGUGGUUUGGAGCUGUUGUGGUGUUUUUAGAGGUAAUAUGUCUGUUGAACAAACCAGUUCAGCUUAGUUUUUUAAAAAAUGAAGUCACUGCAAAGGCUAAUCUACGGUGUGCCUAAAGGAACAAAUAUAACACUCUAUUAAAACACCUACUCUUGUUCAUGACACAGUCUGAAUCAAUUUAGUUCUACCUUUAAACAAACAGGUACAUGAUCUACUCAUUAACAGAAGCCGUAAGACUUGUAAUUCAUCAGUUUUUGUCUUUAGUUUGUUUUGUGUUAUUUCUACUUUUUUUUUUCUUUUUUGUCUGUUUUAAUUUUGUUCUUGUUUGUUGGUCUUUGCCAUUGUUUCUGUAGGCUGGAACAUUGGUGCCCUCCCUACAUUAUCCUGCCAUAUGGUCACUCCCUUUGUGAAACACAUCUCUUGGUUAAUGAAGAAGAAAAAAAACAUUAGUUUGAACCUUUAUUGGUUCCAUUCCGUUUUUUGGAUGGAUUAAUGAAUGAAUAAAUAAUAUUUAUUUGAGGUCAUUAAUAUAGAAGGUACAAAACAUGCUCAGUUUGUGUGAAUGUUCAACUUGAAAAAUAAAACACAGUAUAUCAUAUAUGGCAUUAUGAGUGAAUAAUACAGUAUAUGUAGUUGUUUCUUUUUUAACAGAGCUUUUAUUUCGAAAAGUAUACCAAUAGACUUAAAUAGUUUUCUUAUGAUAUAAUCAAUGUGCAGUUUCUAGUGGGGUUUAUGAUCUAUCGCAACUCCUAAAAUUCUAAUUUCCUAUACACUUUAAUUCUCCAAACUGUAUAAUUUUAGUUUUAUAUCCAGUUAAUUUAGGUUUAUCUUUAUUUAAUGAUAAUUGAUUAUCAAACCAUGUUUCUAACUGUAUCAGCAAAGACUGCUGCUUUCAAUAAUUCUUACAUGUCCUCACCACAACAAAGUAAAGUGGUAUUAUCUGCAAAUGUUCCCAAUUUCAACUUGUCAGGCACUCUGGAUAUAGCAUUUAAAAAGAGUAUGAAUGAGUUGGGUCCCAGUUCUGAUCCCUGUGGAACACCCCAAGUAACUCUUCUUAACUAUGAUAUGUGUGCAAGUUCUGACAGCCCCGUUUAUAGAUACAUAGCACACACAAAAAAUAAAAUAUUCUUGAAAUAAAAGCAGAGGGUCUAUUGAAAUAUCAAAAUAAUACUAAAAUUAUCAACCUUUGUCCCUAAUAUGUAUUAAAUGAAACAGCGAAUAAAUAACAAUACCACCUGCAGUAAGUUUGAUCCCUGAUAGGAUAUAUUUCAUUUGAAAGGUCAAGUGCUGGCAAAAGAAAACUAAAGCUGUACUUUUCUGCAGUUUAUUGUAGUUAAAUUAACUAAUUUAUUUUUGUUCAAUGUUUAUAAUUUGUAAGAUGUGUUAAACUAGAUGUUUAUAUCUUUGUGGUUACCUGGUCUUUUGUUUCUGCCGCAUAUUUAGUAACACAUGUUUCAUGCUCUGUUUUAGAACUGCAACAAUUUCCUUAUUGACACAAAAUAAAAAUUAUAAUUACAUUAACACAUUUGACAAAACUAACAGUAACAAAGAAACUGUGCAUCUGGGACUUUUGGUAUGAAAACAGGGAUUAUUGAAUUUCUGCACAAACAUUGAACAGAUACUUCACUUGUUACCAGGCAGCGGGAUGACUGUAAUAUCACGUACAAUAUCUGUUUCUCAAUGCUGUGUGUGUGUAUAUGUGUCUGUGUGUUUUUAGAGGGGGGAGACAGCAUGGCGGAGGGAGAGGAGGCCAUGAGCCAGGAUGACUGGAAAGAGAAGUGUGUGGUCCUGGAGGCGCUCCUGAUGAAGUUCAGAGUUCAGAUCAUCAAGAUCAGAGAGCUCACUGCUGACAAGGUUUGUGAGAGAGAACCUCCAACUGUUAACCCGUUUCUGACCAUUUAUUGUUUCAUUAUCAGUGCUGCUGAUGAGAAGAAACUUGGUUCUCUUCUGAGGGAGGGACAGUGUUCAGUCUAAGUCUUAAAAACACAAUAAUACAGACCAACUAAUUUAAGCAGUCUCAGUCUAAUAACGUCUAUGUUUUUAUGUCACAGUGUGUAAAUUUACAUUAUCAGGGCAUCGUGGAACCAUGAGAGACACAAUUGCAACACACAAAGUGGGAGCUCAACAUACACACACUUGAACAUGCACACACACACACAAUAUUGUCCCCCCCUCUAGCUCUGACAUUCUCCUUUCAAUACCCCCCACGCACAGCCAUCGAAGGUGGCUCAUUCCACACAAGGCAUAACAACAGCACACCUUGAACUGUUAAUGAGAACCUUAUGGUAACAGGAAUAGGACCCUAACGCAGACUAAGGAUCGUCAUUGCAGGUUUCAUGAAUUGUGUGUUUAUGUAGCAUAGCUUAAUGAAGAGACUCAGCAUGGUAGUGGGUUUGAUACCCAUGUGCUGUGAGGUAACAUAACUGUUUCUGUCAGUGACUUCUUUAGGCCUUGGAGAAGAAAUGUCAGUACAGCUGUUUCUGGAAAAAAAAAUCAGGAAAAACAAGACUCUUAAGUAGAUGUGCUUUGAUUCUAAAUUAAGCUACAGCUGGUGCAGUCUGUUUUGUGGCUAGUGGUUUAGGAAAUCUUUUGAUAAAAUUUCUAAAAAUCUAGUCCCUCCUCGUCAUGUAGACCAUAAAAUAUUUAAAUUGAUGCUCACGUUUCAAAACACUAAAAAUCUCUUCUCAGUUGUACCCAUCAGAUGUGAUGUAUGGGACCCUGAGACUUUCACAUGUGUUUCGUGGGCUAUAAAAAAUCCACCAAAGCCAGCCCUUCUUCCAAGUCUUUCGAGGAGUUUGUUUUGCUGUCCAGCUGAGCUGACUCUGACUCUGUAAUUGACUGGAGCUGGGUCAAUCCCAUGAUGUAGUGCGUUGCGGAGCCCUGUGGUCAGACUGCUGUUUACAUUAGAGCUCUAAUCAGCCUCCCUGGAGAGCAGCUUCAGAUCUAGGCCACUGAACAGUUUGGGCCGGCCCCGCUCAGGACAACUGGGAGGGACGGGCCGCCACCAGACACACCACAGAGCUCUGUUUGAGGGUGGAUAAACUCCUAUACUUAUGAGCGCCACAUGAAGGACUUUUUUAGUUCACAUCUUUCUGGGCGCAAAGGUUAAAUCUACCGUCUGUUUAUGGCACUGACCAUUUGUUUUCCUCAUUAAGUCAAUAUUAUUCUGUAAAAUCUGUUUUUUGAGUCAGAACCUUUUCGAUUAGACCCACAGUAUGGUCGGUUUAAUACUUCGCAAUUUUAUCUUUGAUAACCAAACCCAUCUGGUUCUUAUUUGAUCCAACUAAAUCAGUGCUACUUCAUAUCUCAGCUGAUGAUGCCGUGAGCCGAUAGACAAAAACCUUCAAUCUGCACUAGUUCUGUAUCAGAAAUGUGAUUUAUGGAGUGGCAGCAGGAGUAAAAGAGCCAGCUAUCUUCAGUCCCAGCUGGUAUUGCAAUGAUAACAGAAGUAGGACCCAGAUGAAGAUAAAGAAUGCAGAAUGAUUACACCAAAGGCAACAUCCAGGUAGAUCAACAACUCCUGAGUUCUGUCAGAUUAGUUUGGCAUCUUUGAAAUAAAGCAAUGUAAAGGUCUUCCUCCGUGGUGAUCCUUCUGACAUGUUUUUAGACACUUAGAAAACUUAUAUCUAAAGAAAACAAGGACUUAUAUUAGAUUGACAUUGCUAGAUCAAGUAUUUUGUGGCAGCCAUUACUCUGCUUGUUUUCCUGCUGCUAGCUGAAGAGAUCUAAUAGAUCCAGUUAAGAAACUAUUGAUGUUUUUUCCUCAGUAAGACCUGAAAUUAUGUUUUAAAAAAAAAAUUAGGACCCAUGUAAGAAAAUUCUUGAAAUCACAUUUAAAACAAGUCCACUCUGAGGUAAUAAAUAGACCAUUUCACUCAGAAUAAGACUCUGGUUUCAUUUCUCUCCCUCAGUGAUGUUUACUCAGUGUUAAUUUAGCAAAUUGGAGGUCAGUGUUCUUUUCUGUAAUUUGCGCCCGCUGAAAUUUCAACUUGUUGGUUUGGCUCGUCUGUUUUUAAACUGAGGUUAACAACUCGUAGUGUGAGACUGUUUGCUCAGUACACUGUGAUACAUGAUGGGUGUGUUUGUUGUAAAUCUGAUGAAGAAUAGCACUAAUCUUCUCAUCUUUACCACAUGCUGACUUGGUUCCCAGGAUUCAGAGGUCAGCGAGAGUUGAACAGACUUUCUCAACAAGCAAUAGCAACGAAUUCAUACUCUUGAAGAAUACACUGUAAAACAAAAGAUCGUAUCCGGUUUUCUUCUGUAUGUACUCGGAUAAUCAGCAAGGAGUUUAGUGAAGAGAUUUAAGUUUAGUAAAGUUACAUAAAGAGAUACUAAUGUCACAUUUGUUUGAAAUAGACCAUGAGACAAAACACCCUGCAACUCCAUCCAGAUAAAAUGAAGUGAAUAUGACACAAAAAGAUUGAUUUGCACCUGCAGCAGACAAAAAGCUGUAGGUAUUUUUUUAAGUCCUAAGCUGUGGGGGACAGGUAUUAAAAUAAAAAUGGUAUUAUUAUUAUUAUUAUUAUUAUUAUUAUUAUUAUUAUUAUUAUUAUUAUUAUUAUUAUUAUUAUCAUUAUUAUUGGCCAUCCAUGGGGAAAAAAUUGAUAGGGACUUAUGGAUUUCUCUCCAGCCAUUAUAAAUCACUGCUAUUAAUAAUUUCAAAUGUAUCCCAAUGACCCGGUAUGACACUCUGCUCUCAUUUGACACUCUGCACAUUACAUUACUGCCCACUCAUUAAGUAUAUCCCAGAUAACUAAGUACAAUAUCCUCUAAAACUGUAUUAAUGUGGGUCACCGAGACACAAGUCAGCUGAGUGAUGUAUUUGUGACUGAAGUUGAUGAAAAUCCUCACUCCCAGGAGAGAAAGCUUACAUGAAAAUGAAAAGAGACUUUAAGAAAAUAAACUUGCGUACAGUCUUUGUGGAUGAUCCUUUUGUUUGUUUAACUGCACAUUAAGUCAGAUUAUUUGAUUUUGGCCUCAGCUCUGAUCAUCCAAAAACAUCAUUCUAGGUUUAAACUAAAAAGGAAAGAUCAAUAUGAGCAUUGACUGCAGUAGUCGAUACUAGAUGGUGUUGGUCUCAAUUGGCUUUUAUAGAUUGCCCAUUUGAUAACGGAUAUUUAAGCCUCUGAUGUGUCUCAUCUGCAGUGUGUAAUGCACGGAGUGUUAAAGGUGGGGUGAAGUUAUUCCACUUCAAAUCUUCGGAUGUCAUAACAAAAGCAUAAAGCAAAUGUGUAGUGACAGCAGAACUUUUUUACAGUGCUGAGGUAGUUAAGAGCGGUAAAAAGAUCUGUUUCGUGAAAACUGUGCAAGAGGUAAACUGUUUCAGGCAAUAUCAGUUUUGAUUAUAUAAAGAGUUGUGCACAAAUCCACACAAGGGGAAUGGCUGAGUUAAAAGACAAGAGGGUAGAUUUUAGUGAUCUUUAUUCCACUUCUUUGCCUGUUUCAAGUUUCAUUUAGUAUACAAUAUUUAACAAAGAGCCUUUUGUUGAAGGAGAGGAAAAUCCAGUAACGAACGUUUGUGCGACUUACUCAAACUUUUCAUUGGUUUAGGUGACAAUAGCUUAAAUACAGACUAUAACAUCCUAUGAGAUACAACCUCAUCACUUUUUUUUUCCUUCAGUGGGGAACAGUACAGACAGAAACACUGAAACCCCACAGGGGGUGGAGUGGCAUGUAGCGGUUUUCUCCUCUGGUUUAUUCCACAUUUGGAAAGAAACAAAACAUCCUCCAAGGUUGAAGGCGGGUUUUCCUGGCCCUUUGAACCAAUCAUGGAUCGAAUAAGUCACGGGCAAUAAAAACUUCAUAAAUUCUGAUAAUUUAUGAUAGUCUUUUACUCCAAAACACACAUACUUUUCUCAUGAAUACUCCAUGCCACACACAAAUAUCUACUUUUAUCCCCAAUCGGCGCAUAGAUGCUACAAACAAACUUUUAUGUAUCUCUCUAUCUGUCCUUAGUUUUUAUUUUAUCAGAUAUUUCCAAAAUAGUUGCAGCUCCAGUUUAACAUAGUGGGUGAGAUUAUUUAGAAAAAUGUUUUUGGCUGUAAAGCUGUAUAAUUUGUAGGUCAGCUCUGUGAGCCGUCUACAGAAAGAAGCAUUGUGAGCUGGCUGUUUGGCUGUGGAUGGAGGGAUGGAGAGAGGUGAGGUGUGUGUGUGUGUGUUGGGGGUGGAUGGAGUUCAGGGGGAGGUUGGCCAUAGAGAGCCAGUUGUGGAAUUCUAGGAAUGAAAGCAGAGUUCAGAUCUGUGGAGGGAAUCAACUGUGGAGGUGAUGGAGCGUUUUCAGAGGUCACGUGUACGUUUAUGUCUCUGUGUGUGUUUGAGGAGAACUCACAUGUGUGUAGGUGCAAAAUGCAAUACAGAAGUAUUUUUUAGAAUUACCAUAAUAUAAACCUGAGGGACUUCAUGAAAACACAGUGUGAAAACAUAGUGUUUCUUGUAGGUGGAGCUUUACAUCCUGCUUCUCACAGAGGGUUGAGUGUCUGCUGUGCGUUUCUGUCGGCUCCCAUUAGAUCUUCUUGAUGCUGCGGGGUGUGCAAUGCUAAAAGAAAAUCAUGUAUUAAAAUUUUUAGAGUUUCCGCUGAUAAAGGUAUUUGACAGUAUUUAGCAUCCCUCACAGGAUGUUUGCCAUACCUUAACAGGAGUGUUUUGGGGGUUAAAGGUAAAUUUCAGGACUUUCAUAGACUGUAUAUAGAAUGGACGCCGUCUGCCUCCUCGCUGGGUGAAGCCACCCCGAGAACAGCACCCUCUGGUGACGGGCUGCAGUAUAGGUCAUAAAUCCUGCCUCCUCCAGCAAUCCCUAUGGAGCUGUGGAAAAACUUUAGAAAUUUAUUACGCAGAAUAUAAAAGUUUUCUCCCCCUUCCUUUUGAUGUUGACAUGUAGUUAUUGUAAGACUGGUUUGUGCUCAAGUCUUUUUCUUUCUGUACAGCUCCAUUUUAAAAAGUUAUUAGGGGGUUCAUGUUUUCUAUGACUGACACUUGAUGCAGCCUAUGGGCGUACAAAGAUUGUGUAGCUCACCAGGGCGAUACGCUGUUUGAGCCGAGCAUCAUCACAGCAACUCUCGGCGACUUCCCCGCCAAAUGCGUACAAUGCUACUGCGCAAGUGGUGGAGGGCAUACAGCGCUACUGCACAACAUUACUGCGCAAUGUUGGUUUCAGAAUGUGGAGAAAAAAUGCAGAAUUACCGAGAGCUUUUUUUCUUCAAAUCCUUAUUCUGGCGAAGGCGGAACCAAGUUGUCCAUGGUAUAUACAGUCUAUGGUUCUACCCCUUUGAGGAGACACUGCUGGGGGAACCAGCUUGCACGCUGGGCUAUAAUUUCCUGCACACAGUGCCAAGUCUGCCACUUAAAGACCCCAGCCCAAGCACACAUCUUGGGGUAAGUGUACCCUCCAGUGAGAGAAUUUUCAGCACUUUUCUUUGCCAUCCAAAAAGCCCAACUUCAGAAUAUAAUUGUCGUGGAAAAACAAGUCUCUCCACUGAAAAACAUUAGAUUGGACUUUUAUUGUGAAAAGCAUUACUGAAGAGCUGCCUUGCUGUGUUUUAUAUGCCAGUAACAUAUAUAGCUGUUACAAAGUCCAUAAAAUACUCAAAUUGUAAUUUUUCUGUUCAUUUUUGCUAAGUUCCCCGAGGAUAGUGGAAAAAAUGGGCAAGUGUUUCAUUCCCUCAAUUUGUGGCACAUGACGCAGGCAUGAGUUGCUCAUAAAUCAACAGCCCAGUCUGUUCUACUAGGUUUGACAAUAUGUGAUUGUGUUUGGACCCUUUAGGAGUGUUUUUCACAUGUUUUUGUAGAAUGAGUGACAUACUCAUAAUUGCAACAAAAUCAGCCUACAUGUGUGUAUAUAUUCUGAUAUUGCUGUUGCCGGGCUCAAGAUUGUGACUUCAACCUAAACAAGAGAUCUUUUCCUGAACCAGGCUAAACCAUGUUCAGUUCAGUUGGGAAGAGGACACACACCCAGGCCUCAUUCAGGCUAAAUAUAAUACCAGCCAGGCUCUCAUAAACAGCAGAGUAUCAUCAGCAUCAGACAAGAGUUUACGAGCUUUUAGAGGUUGUUAUGUCUGCUUUUCCGUGUGUGUGUGUGUGUGUGUUUGUGAGUCUCUGUGUGUUUGUGUGUGUUUGCAGUAUACAUGCUCUGUAAUUAACGUGCUACUCUCUGCCAAAUGCUAUAUCUGUUAUAGAGAGGCACAUGUGGUCUGUUGUUUGUGGUGCAGCAAAGGAUCUAUAUAGAGUGUGUGUAUGUGUGCAGAUGUCUGUGCGUGUGUGAGUUAUAUGAACUUCUUUACUUUUGCUUUGAUGGGAUUAGAAACAUGAGUGUCUUUAAUAAAAAAGUUAAUAGUUUUUUUGUGUGUGGAUUCAUCUGCAGUUUGUUACACUGAAGAAGUUUUCAGAAACGGAGCACAGAUGUCGUGCAUAAAAGUUGUUUUCCAUCUUUUGGUUUGUUUUGUUUUAUUUGUUUUGUUGUUAAAGUGCAAAAUUGUCACUAAAAUUGGAUUUUUGAGGCCAGGAAGGAGACUACUAAAGUGAUGGCUUGGAUAUUUAGAUUUUUUCACAUAAAAGAAUCAAUUUAACUCUUUAAAAGUGCUCAGAAUGCUUAUUUUUGAAGGGGAGAACUUUAGAGUAUUUAGUACUCUUAAAGAUUAUCAUUAGGUUGCAGUGCACAUCAGCAUCUGCUUGACUGUGCUGCUCUGCUGCUCUUUUGCAGACAGGGCUGAAAGGAUUUUAACUACAUGAUGGCACCCUUUCUGAAUCACUGCAAGCAUUUGGCACUGUUUUAUCUGCUGAACUAUAGAUCAUUUAGUUGUGUUGAAGUGUGUACAAAUGCAAACAACUUGAAAAUUGUUGCGAGCUCAUCUUGCAGACGGACCCAAAGUAAGCUUUUUAAUGUGCUUCUCAUGUGACUCCAGGGUGGAAUAUUCGCUGAUUGUGUUGAACCAAUAUGAGAAAAAAUAAUCCUAAAAUCAAUCUCACAAGAGUCAUGUGCAGCAAAGAAAAAGAAAAAGUUUGCUUUUGGUCUGAAGACAGCUACAGAGAAUAAACCAUACAGCCCAGUUUUCCAAUCAGAUUAACAUUAAGCCGUCAGAUUCUACAUUUAUCACAACAUAACAUUAUAUUUGCUCAGAGUAUCUCCUCAAACAGAUGUGAAAGCACUCAAUACACCCACAGAAGAUGUGUAACAGCUUGACCAAACUCAGGCUGUAACGUCAGACGGGACUUUAUAAAGGUUGUGCUUCCUCUGCGGUCGGAGCAGGUUGUGUGGUGGAAACACUGAGUGGCUCUGGCAGGGUGUGGCUGUUUCUGGACCGAGCUGAGUCCACUUCUUCUGGUCUCUGGAAGUGAAAAGCAGCAGAGGAAACCUGGAGUGUGGCCAUGCCAGUCUUGCACAGCUUGCAUCCACCCAGCAGCUAAAAACAGCUGCCGUCUUUCUUCACAGCAGUUUACACAGGAGUACAGGAGCAGCUUUUACUGCAGCAGAGUGUUAAUUUGUUCCCUCUUAUAACACGUAACAGAAACUCUGUGGACAACAAACGGCUAGGAAAAUAACUGUUAGUACGACAUGUGUUUGUUGGCUGUAAGCCUUCUCCACCAUCUGAACUACUCUGGAAGUCAAAAACUGAAGGAUUGAGUGGAAGACCGUAUGAAACGUAUUAGUCUAGAGAGCAUCAAAUUAGUUUUACUCAGUAUACUGUACCUUUAGAAGAUUUUAACUUAUAGGCAUCAAUCCUCGUUUGGAUCAUUUCGGUUUGAUUGAUAUUCACAGAUUCUGAUAUUUUCCUCAAUGAAACAGCUGCAUGGUUCAUACUUUGAGAUCAUACGGUUUCUAAAGUCAAUUCAACUCAUUUGAUUGACAGCCAAACCAUCUCCAUGUGAAUUUAACAGAAAGUAGUCUGCCUCCAGUCUGCUCCCAAUGUUUUGUUUUUGAAUUUUUACAAAAUAAUGUAUGAGAAAAAAAACCUCUCCGUAUUUUUUUUAGACUUCUCAAAGAGGGACUUUGUCUCUUUUUGAAAAUUGUGCAAAUACAUCUCAGCUGAGGUAUGCAGAUUUUAGCUGCUGUUUUUUUUUUUAGGUGUUUGGCUGUGGGCGGGGCUUAGCAGUGAAUUCAGUGAAACUAAGUAAAGUAAUAACAUCUGCCAUAUAAUAUGAACAUGUUGCAAAUUCUGAGCUUUUGUAAAACAAACAUAAAGCAAAGAAUCUGAACCCCAGUUUCUGUUACUUGAUGAAGAAUUAAUCACACAUUCAGACAACUAAAAACAAUACAAAUGUCACCUCAUGUAAUCUGAACGACAUAUUCCAAAUUACACAACACUCUCUUUAAGACUUUUUGUAGUGACUAUGCUGACCUGAAUUUUAGUCACUGUUUUUCUAGUACAAUCCAAUGUCCAGUCCAAGGUUGAUGUUGAAUUAUAUUUUUGCCAUUUAUUGAUUAAAUGAAAAAUAAACCAAAAAAAAAGACAAAUACGUCCAAAUUUCGACGAUGGUGAUGUACGUGAUGAGGGUGAGAGUGGUGUCGGAGAUUAGCGUUAAAAACCGUGUGCUCUUCCUGUUCCCCAGAUCACUGCUUCGCCUGCGUCCCUUUUGUAGCAUUUACCUGCCCAUUCAUCUGAAGUGCCCCUUGUGGUGAUUGUGCGAGUAACAAAACAAAAUCCAAAAAAUGAUUUAGAUAAAAUGUCUCAUACACUUUUGUAUCCAAAUGUUUAAUCAGUGAUCAGAUAUUUUGUUUACCCUGUGCCAUAUUUUAAGUUUCCUUUUAUAACCAAUGCAGUUUGUGUAGUCUCUGAUAUUAACCCAAAUCAAAUUACACUUUUCUGCUACUCUGACUUAAAACUCAAACUGUCCAAAAGCAGUUUUCUUAAAUGAAGUUGAACAGUCAUCUUUGCAGAUACAUUGGUCUUUCUUUUAUUGUUCCUGCAGCAUAACACAUGUUCAAGUGGUGGUGGUGCCUUAUCAUGUGUUAAUGGUUGCCAUAAAGGAAUCAUAAUAAGAACGUAAUCACCAGAUAGAUGGAAAACUUGGAAGUAAAUCUGAAUGUAAACCCGUGAGCCCUGCCUUUAAGGUUUCAUAAUCACUUAAAGAAAUAAACAACAUAGAAAAUGAAAGCACCUCAGACGUCAAGGAGGUUCACAAUUCUUUAAUGAUAUAUUUUGUUCAUUGGCUGAGGAGAGGUAAACUUUUGUCCCCUACUGUGAAGGUUUUUGCCUCUUAUUUAAAAUUCUGUUCAUUUCAGCUUCACUUGAUCCUCUGCUGUGUUGUUACUCUACAGGGGUUGUUAAAAGUUCCCUGUAAUCUUGCCUCAUUUGUGUCCAUGCAGCUAAAUAUCCUAACCGUGGUGGUUGUAGAGUUGCUGUGUAGAGAAUUUCCAGCCACAUUCCUGCAUAUUUCCCUCCAUGAAGCAGCUGAGGUUCGAGAGAGUUUCCUCAGAAGACACUGAGCUUCCUCCGCCGCUGUGAUCGGAGGAAUUUCAGAGGAAUGCUGUUCAUAAAGUCAUCUCUCUCAUCUGUUACCACAUGGCUCCUCAUCCUCCUGCAUGAGUGUGUGUGUGAUGUGUUCGUGUAUGUGUGUGUGUGACCCCUGUGCAGCUGCAGUUUUAACACUCUCCCACCAGGUUCCACAGGCUCUGCUCUGAUCUCUUCACACAAAGAGCUGCUUGUACCUUUAUAGAUGUGACUCCUCAUUAUCCUUAUGUAACAGGUUAAAGGUGCAGCUCUGCAGUUUUAAAACUGACCAAUCAGAUUUCAGAUUACAGGGAGACUGAUGUAAACAAAUGGACUCAAGGCCAAGAAGAAUUGGCAGCAUCUUGUUGGCAAUGAAGCACACGCUGCAGUUUAGUUUUAUAGUCAAAAGAUUUCAUCACAGCAUCACAGUUAUUACAGUUUAUAGUUAAAGAGUUGUUGGCUUGUUUAUUAUUUUGGACCCUUUACUUAUUAAGGUUUUGUAUUUGUCACAGAACACCACAGAGAUGCCAAAAGUCAUUUUAGCGAUGGGGUUUCUAAGCAGAAGUCAGCCGGUACAAUAAAAUCACACUUACUGCAAAUGAACUCAGAUGUUUUUUCCUUUAUCUGACAGGCUUUUGUCGCGAAUAAACAAAUUUGAAUCAUGAUCGAUUUCUGUUUGAAAACAAUAUUAAUAUUCUCAAUGUAAAUUUUCCUACUUUGAGCAUGCUCUCACUCUUUCACACAUCCAUUACAACCCCCCUUUCCUUUGUCUGAAAAGUCUAUUUUAGAAUAAAUGUAGAAUGACUCUUGAUUGAAAGUUCUCUUGAGUAGUUUUUCUCUGGUUAUGAAACAAAUAAAUUAAAACUGCUGUCUCAAGAUAACGUGAAAAAGCAAACCACACUAUCAGCACUAACUUAGCCUAUAAAACAUGGAUAAUGUGUCAGGGACAGGUCUUAGUGGUUUUUUAAAGAAAGGGGUUAAAGCUCAAAGAUGACAGUCACCAGAUUGGAAAUCCUCCCUCCCACUAGAUCCAGUCUAGAAUCUAGCACAGAGACGGGGUCAGGGCCAUAAAUAAAGAUAAAUGUUUCACAAAAUAAUGACCUGCUCAAUAAUCAUAUUUGUUGUCAACAUACAGCACAUUUGUUUCUGCUUCAAAUUUGGCAUUUCAACAUGGGAUCCAGUGGGGGUUCCUUGGCUUUCAGAGUCAGCCUCAAGUGGACUCUUGAGAAACUGCAAACUUGUUUUACUUUUUCUACUGCAAAUACUCACAAGUAUAUUCUCGGUGAGUAAUACGUUUGACCCUUAAAAUGCAGCAGGAGGAUAUUUUAUUAUUAGAAAGAACAAACCUUCAAGAGGACAGGGUCAGCUGAGAGCCAGGAUGUGGUGAGAGGCACCAAAAUCACCACAAAAUGAACAUUUCCUUGGAGAAAGUAAAGUCAGAAACCAUGUGUAAAAUUUUAGGGAGUGCACUAUAUGCAACAGCAGCAUUUCUCAUGGAAAGCCAGGGAAAAAUCUCCUCUGAAAGACUGAAUUUUAAUUCUUUUAAUUCUUUUUUCAGUCCCUUUGUUUUUUAUCAAGGCUGAAUUCCGGAAAAUCCACUCAGGACAACUUGAAUUCUCAUUUGAUCAUACAUAUAAACAGUGAGAAAUGGAUAUACUCCAUCAGCACAAGGUAACAGAAAAUAUCCAGCGAUUGUGCUACAAAUAGAAAAAUUAUAAAUCUGUAGUUUCCGAUAGACUCAGAUUUAUAUGCGGAAGAAUUGCCUGAGAGGAACAAACAUCUGUGAGCUCUGUGGGUCCUGAUUAUCAUCCUGAACAUUUACCAGAAUCUUAAAUAUUAAAAAGAAACAGCUGCACAGCAUCUGCUCCUUUCUGGCACAGCUGCUUAUAGCUCUCAUAAUGUGUGUGUUCAAGUAUGAGACGUAUUUUGGGUAUAUGUAAAUUGUUCACAACAGAAAGAAAGACAGAAAAGAAAGGAAAAAAAGAAAGAAAAGUGCUGGAUUAAAAAGAGUUCAAAAUAGAUAUUUGUCAUGAGCCAGGGCUUAACAAAAAGGGGGGAAAAAAGGACCCAAAUGCGGAACAAAAGAUGAUUUACUAAAAGAGCGAAAUAAAAAGAAACAAAAACGUUCUUCCAAAAUGUCCAACCAAAAAAUCCAAAAGUCAAAAUCCAACUCAAGACACUGGAGAGACAACUGGGGACACAGCAUAUGCACACAUAGACAUACAUUGAACCAACAAAGAAACAGGGGAAGACAGGGACGAUUUAUACGCACACAGGGAAACGAGCAACGAGAGGCAGGUGAGAAACAGAUCCAGACAAUUACAGAGGGAAAACUGAGGAAGUAAAGCAAAGCUAUACACACAAAGAUGGCCUACAACAAGAUAAAAGAGGAAGUACUGAAAACUGAUCUAAAGAAUAAAACACAGAAAAUGAAGGAAAGACAAAACUCACAAGAGAGGAAUACAGGGGAACAGGAACAAUAGGGAAAAGAAACACCAGGGAAAAUACAUUCAAAUCACAAAACAACCAGGGAAAAACUAAAUCAACAGAACAUAUCAUGACAAUAGCUCUUCUUCUCUUUUUUCCAGAUUCAGCAGCUGGAGACGCAGGUGAUCGAUGCAGAGAAACGAGCCUUCACCGCUCAGCAGCAGGUGAGGAGCAAACAAACCUUUCAUCAUUUGUGCUGUCUGCGUGUGUGAAUUUGUGUGUGCGUGUGUUAAAAUUGUCUGUGUGUGUUUUCUCAGGCACAAUGGAUGGAGGAGAAGCUAAAAGCCACAGAUGGUCCAUCAGGAGACUCUGAGGUGCUUUUGUUUCAGAGAUGUCAGGAGCUUCAGGUGUUGGUGCAGGAAAGAGAGGAGGUCAUCACCCGGCUGGAGCUGCAGCUGGAGGAGCAGGUAGAACAUCAGCAUCUGGAGAGCUGGAGGACAUUAUUCCUAUUUUGGUGUAAAAAAAAAAAAAGAGAGAAAUAAAUUCCAGAUGUGGCAACAUUUACACAGUUAACAAAGUUCAAAGUUAAAUAAUUGUGUCGCACUGUAUUUCCAGAGAAUUCAAGGCUAAUUUUCUCUGUCAAAGGAAUUUAAUAGCAUAAUGCUGCAGGGGUAGACAAGCAGCCUGUGUAGUCUUCUAUCUUACAUCACAACAGCUUUAAAUUUGCUUUACCCUCUGCUGUCAAAAUCUGUAAUUUUCCUUCACAGCGAUUUCUGUCUCUACAAAAGUUGUAUUAAAAACAUUUUUUCAUCAAUCGAUCAUAUUCAACACUGGAUGAUACGAACCAUCCUGUGUUUUGCUUGGUAAUAUUUAUUUGUUGUUAGGGUCAUAUGAUGGUUGUAAAAACAGCAAUGUAAUUUCUUCUUCUAUUAGUCAAAGCUUAAGUUGUUUUUAUAUUAAAAACCAGUGCACACAGCUGAUAAAAAGAUGUCUUAUUUUGAUGAUCAUCAACUGAUGUUUUUACGUCUUCCAGAAACAGAACCGACUCCAGGACGCCAAAACUGUGGAGGAGAAAGCUGCUAAGAUCAAGGAGUGGGUGAUGCUGAAGCUGUCAGAGGUAAAUAAAUGAAUGUACCACAGACAAAGUCAUACUGAUGAAAAAGAGGCAAAAUUCAAACUGGGUGUCUCAGUUGAGGUCACCAGCGUCUUAUUUUGUAUAAUAAUAGUUUGAUCCACGUGUUAAGUCAUUUUCCUUCUUCAGUUUGAGGUGGAGAACGCAGCUUUAAGAGAAACCAACAAGCAGCAGGAGGCUCAGAUUGAGGAGCUGCAAAAACAAAUGCUGGGUAAGAGCAUUCAAUCUUUAAAUUUGUCUCCAUGUCAAUAAUAAGUUGAUAAGAUCUCUGCACUCACACGCUUAUCUAUAACAACACUGUCCCAACAUGUCUGUGAAGCAUUUGAGCAGAAGUGUGCGGCCGGAGGAGCAAGAGGAGUCCUGAGCAGACCAGGUGAAGCUCAGCGCCUCAGCAGCCUGACGUUUGGCUGUUUCCAGGUGAGGGGGAAGAGUCCACAAGUCCUCACAGGCCCUGCCCCCUCCCAGAGGACCCUCAGCAUCCAGGGAGAGACAGAGGACCAGGAGAAAACAGGUGAGUGCCUUUAGACCACAGCUUCUCAUCUUUGGUACAGUUUUUUCCAUUGUAGCUCUGUUGAUCAUUGCUUGUGUGUGUGUGUGUGUGUGUGUGUGUGUGUGUGUGUGUGUGUGUGUGUGUGUGUGUGUGUGUGUGUGUGGCCUAUCUUGUAUGUAAAUUCGGUUGUGCCAUCUCAUGCUUCUGAUUGGCUGCUCCGGCAGCCAAUUGUGGUUCCUUUCAUUUCAUUUUAUUAUUUUUAUCGAACAUGUGUGUUCAACACCAAAAGUAAACUGAAAACAAACGAAACCAAUGAGAGUAUUUGAAACAACAAUAACAAUAAUCAUGGCAAAAAAGUACAAAUAAAAUACGAUAAAAUAAAAGAAUAAUUAAAAAAAAGAAAAAGAAAAAUAUUUCUUUUUUUUUUUUAUUUCAAACCUACCCCUUCUCCUUAACUCAAUAAUACCAGUCAGUAUCCAGCAAAAUUAUCGUUCUCAUAGUACUUUUUCCUCGGGUAAGUUUUUUGUGUCGUGGUAUUUCUUGGCUGGAAGUUUUUUGUUGGUGCGUGGGGAGGUACCGUGGCCAAGAGCCGCCACUACUGCAAAUAAAAAAGAAUGCAAAAAAAAGAGGCCACAACAGAAGUUACUGAUGCAAAAAAAGAAAAGAGAAACCGAAGCCCACUGUAAACAAAUAAGAAGUGAACUCUGAUCGUAGAUCGUAAAACACCAGUGCAUCAUCAUCAUUGGUCCCCGGCAGCUCACUUUCGAUGUGGCUUUUUGUUUUUUAUCUGCACUGUUUCUUUUUUUUAUUUUAUCUGUUGUGACUUGUUUUUUUUGCAUUCCUUUUUUAUUUGCAUCAGUGGCGGUUCUCGGCCACCGCACAGAGGUAUUUGUGUAGCACAUAGCUGUCAAGCUCUUAAGUAUUUCGUUUUGCCCCGGAAACUACCGUCCUUGUUCCCGUUGUCUUCCCAUAUUGGUAUUGUCCUGAGUAAAAUAUGAAUAGAAAGAAAAUAUAAUCUGCCUCUUCAAACUGAACUCUUGGGGUUUGGGAAAUUUCCCUGUCGAAAUCAAAAUUUAACAGGUAUGCUGUGAAUACUCGUCAUAAAGAAUGUUUAUUAUUCACUGUUUUCAUGAAAAAGUUUCAGCGAUAGUGGUUAUUCUGUUCUGCUGAUUGUUAACAGAAAGGAGUGGCGUGCAGACCUCCUCCUCAGGAUCAGUCCCUGAGCUCCACAGACCUGAUCACGGUGAGCUCCUCCAGGAGGACAGCGCCUCUGAAAGUCUGGGUGAGAACACAUGCGGAUCUGAGUCCCGUGGGGUCUCAUCUGUGCUGUCCAGCGCUGCAUCUGAGGGGGAGGUGGGAGGAGGAAUAGAAGAUGGAGGUGAGAGCAGAGGGGCGGGGCUUGAGUUCAGCCGUCCUGGCAGUGAAACCUACCUGACAGCUUCAGAUGACAGCAGCUCUCUGUUUGAUGAUGACAUGCAGAGAGCUGAGCGGCCCCACUUCAGCCUGCCGGGGGCGUCAGAGGGGACACUUGGGGGGAGUAGAGAUGGAGGGGGGAAGCCUCACAGGGAGGACUGUCCCUCAGAGGAGCUCAACAAACGCUUUCAGUCACACAGACUCGACUCCUCGUCCUCUUCAAGUGAAACAAACACCCCCAGCCCAAUUCUCACCCCAGCUUUCACCCCAAAACGUCCCAACCCUCCCCAGGACCCAAAGGACACUCCCGCCUCCCCCAAACAGCCCCGCUUGCGUACUCCAGCAGGGUUUGGUCUCAUGAAUGUGGCCCUGGCUAAGAAACACCUGAGCCAGCCGCCCAUCAGCCGCGAGGCAGCGCACGGACAAACACGAAAUGCGUUAAGCAUGCUCCGGCCUCUCCGUCCACAUGAGACGGACCUGGACCAGGAGCAGGAGGUUGUCAUGGAGACAGAGAAGGAUACCCCAUACCAGCAAAACUCACCUGGCUUACCUGGUUGUACAGAGAUCAACCAGGAGAAGCAGGAUGGUGACAGCUCAACACCUGGCAACAAACCUCCAACACCACCCUUACACAGGCUGCCGUCCUGGGUAAGAGAAUCUGAGCUUAUUCUUAUUCAAAGAUUUUAACAUCCAUGAAAUAGACUGAUAUUCAUACUGAUGGACAAAAAACAAGACCAUAUGUGACAGGGUCGACAUUUUCAUUCUGCAGUUUCUAAUGUCUUAAGCUGGUGGUGGUGUCAGAGGAGCAGCUGGAUGAUAUGCUCCGUUUUUACAUUACCUAUUUAAAAAAAACUCAAAAUAAAUGAUACAUUUGACUGUGAGAAGUCAACACCAUAACAUUUAUUAUCAGAAGACUCUACUUAAACAUGUGAAGGAUCUCACGAGUCAAUGCAUUGAAGUUUAUAAAACAUAACCAUUCUUUUAGCCGUUUUCACUCAUUUUCAUACAGCAGAAGAGGCAUAUCUUCAUUUCAAAACAAAAGUGUGAUCUCACAAUGCAGGAAACUGGGCUACCCCAAUUCAAGACAGUAUUUUUGUUGAGUCAGAGCAUCACCAACAAUGGUUUUAUGACUCAGUCUCUUCUGUAAAGAAGUUUCUGUUCAUGGACUGGUGACAUGUAUGAAACUUUACUUUGAAAAUCAUUACAAACAGAUGAUGAAAAUGGCAUAAAAGUAUGUCAGUUGCAUUUAUUAAUAAUGUCUAUGAAGUAAGUUUUUCAUAAAUAACACAUUAAUGCGGCUGUGUUGAGUUUUAUGGCCACUAUAAUCAGUGUAGAAACAGGAUACUGAGACGGCUCUAUUUUGUGCGAACAGAUUGUUACAUAAACCUCUGCAAAUAAUGAAUGUGACAAAAUAACAUUUUAGGAACAGAUUCUACUCACAUGUUUGUGAUAUGUUUACCUGUUAAAAUAGAUGAGAUGAGGAUGUGCUUUCAUCAUAAAAACAUCACUUACACAUAUUCAAGAUAAUAUUAAUGAAGGAAAAUUAGUUGUAACACUUUAUCCACGUGAAACACCAAGAUCUAAACCCUUUAAAUUCCUCACAGGACCUUUAAGAUCAUUGUCUUGAGGUAGAAUUCCCAAAGUGUUUGCUGAUGUUUCCACAGGAGAGCCGCAUCUACGCUGUGGCUAAAUCAGGGAUAAGACUCUCAGAGACGUCCUGCACAGACGCUGCUAGUAAAGGUGAGAACACCUGUCCAGAUCUGUGUCAUCUAGUGAGGUGUUAAGCUGAACAGUGAUCUGACUUAUCUGUGACCUGUGUUACAGACCCGUCCCUGCAGUCCUCCUAUCCUGCUUUUGUAAUGUACACCUCCCUCAUAUACAAAAACAUGACCACACCUGUUUACACCACACUGAAGGGGGUAAGAUGGAUUUAUUAACCUUUAAACCUCGCAGAAACACUUUGUGUUUUAGUGUAGCCUGUGGGUUGUUGGUAUUGAUGUAGUUUUUGGCUCCACCUCUGAUCUGCAGAAAGCGACCCUGCUGAGCAGCUGUCCAUUCUCAGACGAGUCAUCGAGCUCCGAGGAGUCCUCUAGUUCAGGGGAGGAGGAUGGCUCCAUCUGCAGCUCCCGCACCUCCUCCAGCUCCCGCAAAGACAGCACCCCGGGCAGCCCGCGCUCGCUCAAGAGAGGUAACCCAACCCCACAUUUUUGCAGACGAAAAGUUCAAGAAAAAGCAGAUUUUUUUAAAUCAUUAUUUUAUCUUGUUCCCCAUUAUUUCAAUUUAAUUUGUAUUUCUCUUUCUGGACCCUGUUAUUUGUUUGUUUGUUUGUUUGUUUGUUUGUUUGGUUUCUGAUUUUUGUUUUGUUUUUUGUAUUUUUUGUUUUUUAUUUUAUUUUCUUAUAUUUUAUUAUUUAAAUUUAAUUUGUAUUUCUCUUUCUUUUUUUCUUUUUUUUACAAAGGCAGGGGAGGAUUUGUUUAUGCACAUUUAUUCAACAUGUGCUUUGUUUAUGUUCAAACUGAAAAUGCCAAUUAACAGAUAAUUUAAAAAAAAAGAAAGAAAGAAAGGAAAAAGCAGAAAGUCAGAGUUUGAAAUUGAGAUUUUGACAUAAAAAAUAGAAAGUCCAAAUUCAAAAUCAAUUUUUUAGAUCAGAAUACACAGAAAAGUUUUGUUUCUCUCCUGUAGCUGUGUCUAUGUCAUCGAUGACCUCAGAGAGCGACUACGCCAUCCCGCCUGACGCCUACUCCACCGACACAGAGUGCUCUGAACCCGAGCAGAAACUGCCAAAGACCUGCUCUUCAUCCAGCGACAAUGGGAGGACGGUGAGUCAGUGUGCAGGUUCCUCCAAGUGUUCUGACUCUCCUGUUACCCAGAAUGCACCACGUUACAAGCACAUAUGAUGUCAAGUUCAAGUGAGGAUUCCUCACUACAUAGAGAAUUACAAUUACAAUAACUUAAGUCAGUUUAAGUUAAUUCACAAACAAAAUUACCUGGUUUUAACAUUAAGGACAUCUUAAAUAUUUUGCGGACACGUGUGGGUUACUGAUUUGUAAACUGUACAGAUACAUCUGUGUGUAUUUUUCAGGAGCCGAUGGAAAAGUCCGGCUACCUGCUGAAGAUGGUCAAGACCUGGAAGAAAACCUGGAAGAGACGCUGGUUUGUCCUGAAAGAUGGAGAACUGCUCUACUACAAAUCACCUGUAGGUUUUACACACGGACACACAGCUUUUCUUACGAAUGGCAUUUAGCAAUAAGCCUUAAAACUUGUGGAUAUUUAUUUUGACAGGAAACAUGUUGUCUUUUGUUUGCCCAGAGUUAAAUAUCUGCACUCAAACUCCACAAAGAAAAAGACAGACUUUAGCCUAUUCAUAGACUUUGCUUCUUUUGUCACCAUGUUGAAACUGCAAAUGUGAAAAUGAACUGUGUAUAAAACGAAAAAGUGAGAAAAAAGUCACGGCUUAAAGAAACUUUUGAGUAUGAAGUCCCUUUAGAUAUGAACCUAAAUGCAGGAUAAUAUGGUCUUCUUCCCCACAAAUGAAUUUUUGUCAUUCUUAAUGGAGCUUAUCAGUAAAGUUAUUCAAUUUGAUUUGAAAAAGAUUUUGAAAAUGUUAAUGAAAAAUGAACAUAGUAAAAAAAAUAAUAAUAAUAACUUUAUUUGUAUAGCACUUUUAAAAACAGAAGUUUACAAAGUGCUUUGACAUGUAGUCAUAGAGCACAUGGAAAAAGACAGAUAAAAACAACAAGCUCAGUAAAAACGGAAUUGAAGGCCAUUUUCAUGUCAUAAGGGACUCAGACAAAACAAGAACCAUGCAACAUCAAAUGAGACCAUGGGGACCAAAAUAAAAACAUAAAAUAGUUCAGAAAAAAGAAAAUGCAAUUAAAAAGGGGGCAAGCAGACAGACAACAAAAGGUAAUAAAGACAAACUGCAAAGUUUAAAAAUCAAAGUAAUCAGUAAUGUUUGUGGUGUAUCUGGUGUUGAGUUUAUGUUUUUCUGAUGCCUACAUGUUGUUUCUUGUCUGUAUGAGUCUUCUUGUCCUGGUGGUGAAAUAGUUUCCCCUAUGCAGGAUCAAUAAAGUCUACCUUACCUUAAAUCGUCAAUCACUUUGAUACUUUUAGUUUUCUGAUGACUCACAUAUCAAAAAAGGAGUGAGAGGAGAAGUAAUAACAUAUUAAGUCCCCCUGUUGCUCAUUGAUUGGUAAUUAUCAAGCUGGCUUUCUUUGACUUGUCCAAAACUAUUGAUUACCAAUGGUGAUAAAUCUGAAGAAAAUGUUGACAUUCUGUAUGAGAAGUUUUUUAUUCUUGUGUCUUUUUUCUGCUAAGAGCUAAGAGGAUAAAUCUUUUUCUGUGUCCUUCAGAGUGACGUGAUCAGGAAACCUCAGGGUCAAAUCGAGGUCAACGCCAGUAGCAGCAUCGCCCGUGGAGAUGGAAAACAAGUCCUUCAGGUAUUUUAUGAAAUUAUCAAUACUCUGGUUUAGCUGAUAUCCAAACAAAAGAUUACAGCUGUGUUUGUGUUGCUGUACACAGAUCGUGACGGGGAAGCGUGUGUACUACCUGAAGGCUGACUCUCCGAACCUGCUGGAUGAGUGGCUAAGGACGCUACAGAGCGUGCUCAGACUGAAAUCUGCCAGUCCGCUCUUCACUCAGCCAGACAUCCGGCCCAGCAUGAAGGGGCUGCUUGUCAAGGUUUGAAACUUAACAUUACCACUUUAAAUAAAUUUGAUUAGAUGCAUGAAUUCACCUGGGCAGAUCGAUGGCUUCUGUUUUGCACCGUUUGAACAUUUUCAGCCCCACAUUUGUUUUGUCAGAACCUCCCUGUCCUCUCUUUGUUGCAGGUGAAGCACGGAUACUCGAAGAGAGUUUGGUGUGCUCUGAUUGGAAAAACUUUGUAUUAUUUCCGCAGCCAGGAGGACAAGGUGAGAUCCAAACUAAGUCCUUCCUGUCUUUUAGUUUUUAAUCAUUAAUUGUUUGUCGUUUUUUUUUUUUUUUUUUUUUUUUAGAGUGGAGGGCAUGUGCAAAUGUUUCAUCACAACUGCAAAGUGUACAACCAAGAGGGUAGCAUAAGUCCUUAAUGUUAUUUAAUAUUUUUUAGGUAACAUUUAGCACUGCAAUGACUGCUAAACACAAGUUUUUCACAGUUAAGCAAGAUACCAGUCAUAUUUGAAAUUCAACACAAACCAGUGUGAUAAAUACCUAAGAAGUGUCUUAAUUAUGUGCAUCGUGAAUCAUGGGAGCUGUAGGUAACGGGGCCUAAACUCAAACAGCAACACACCUGAUUCAAAUGAUCAGCUUGCUAUCAAGGUCUGUGAUGGCUUAAUAACGAGCUGAUUAUUUGAAUCAGGUGUGUUGGAGCAGGAAAACAUCCAAAACAUGCAGGACGGGGGGAGGACUGGACUUGAGAACCACUGCUCUGCAUGAAAUUCAACCACAGGCUGAUGUAAACUCACCUGUUGUUUAUCUGAAAACCAUCAGACAGGUGUAAAUGGAGAUCAAUAGUAUUGAUAGUAUUCAAACAAAAAUACAAUGAUGAGUGGCUUUACGACCAUAUUUCUAGAGUUUAACCACUAGGCGGAGCUAUUGAACAAGAAUUUUUACAGAACAGUUAAGAUUUCUUCCCAGGGUGGUUAUGAGAGGUAUUAAUCUAAAGUAGGUGUAUAACAUACAGCAGAUAAAUUGUAAUACAGAUUAUUAUAAUUAUAAUUAUUGCUAUUUAUAAUAGUUUUACACAAACAUUUACUAGCUUUUUACUGUUUGUUAUAAAUGCAUAAUAUUGAACUUAUGAAGACCUUAUAAACCUUGCCCAACAUUUUCCCACCCACAUGCUGUAUAACAGUGCAAAUGUGCAUUAUUAUAUCAAAUAAAAACAAAUAGAUAAUGAGUGAAGACUGAGUGAUAACCAAACACCCCCAUUCCUCUGCUUUGUGAUAAUCACAUUUCUAUACUUUUUUCUAUAAAACUGGUUGAAGAUUUCACUGUGGUCAUAAGAAAUGUGCUGUAGACACUUGGGGAAGUCUUGCUUAUGUUAAAUAAAAUCAAGUGUACUCUAAAUUUUUUAGUAUUUUUACUGCUUCAGUUUGACAAUGUUUUUUACAGACAACAACCCUGUAUUCAAGGGCACCAAGAUGUGUCCUGAUGUGUAUCAAUGUGUGUGUUCUCAGUUCCCUCUGGGUCAAAUCAAGCUGUGGGAGGCCCGGGUGGAGGAGGUAGACAGGUCAAAAGACUCUGAUGAUGACCUAAAGGCUUGUGGGCGGAGCUUACAGGUCACACCUUUCACUAUCGCCAUCCACCCUCAGGAGCAGGGGCCGACCUACCUGCUCAUCGAGAACCGCCACGAAAAGGUCAGCUACGCUUAGAAACAACUUUUCCUUCUGCCCCACCUUAAAGAAGUUUGAGUUCAGAACUAAAACUCUUUUUAUGAUGAACAAACAAAAGGAAAACCUGAUCUGACUCCGUGUUUUAUUAUUGUAUCACAUGAAGAUGUUUAAACUAGUAUUGGGCUGAGACGAGUCCAGAGGAUUGGGUGUGCCCCAAAGCAACAAUACUGCGUAGCUUUCAAAUAUGUCAUCUUUCUAAUUUUUACUAGAUUCAGUUCUGCUAUCACUAAGACACAAGCAUUAUUUCUCUGUUUGUGUUUAUGUCCGUCUCUUCCCUCUUCACUGAUGUUUGUGCGCGGUGCUCUGCAGGACUCGUGGCUCUUUCAUCUGUCUGUAGCAGCAGGAUCCUCGAUGGGAUCAGUCGGCACCGACUUUGAACAGCUGGUGGGAAAACUCUUCCAACUGGACGGAGACCCGAGUCAGUUUCUCAGAAUAUUUAUCAGCUUUCUGUCAUUGUGCCAAUGUUUGUAACCAUCAUCAGGGUUUUUGUCCCUUUUUUCAAAGUCAAGGUUCACCAAUCGUAACUGACCAUAUCACUGAAUAGCACUGAAUUAUGUGACUUAUUAUGAGAGUUGAUUAUUUGCCACCCACAUAAUCACGAUCUGAGCUCCUUGAAUCUCGAAAAACAUUUCACAAACCUUAAUACAAGUCAGAGGAUUCAGUUGAUUAUUUUCUGUAUUCAACAUGCAAAACAAGAUCUGGAGAAAAGGUACUUGUGAACGUUUUGAAAAAAGCAGCAUGUACAGCUUUUCUAUGGUGUGAAUGUGUGUUUUUCUAAAUUUGUUUCUUACAAAAACUUUUACUUCUAAGUUAGUUUUUCAGAUCAAAUGUUUGGACUUCUCCAGUAAAUUCGUUUGACAGCAGUGAAACAGGUUUCAAUGGCUGUAACAAAGAGCCUGCUCAGAGUAAUUCUGUUAUAAAUGUUCCUUUCUGCUUCUAUCCUUUUUAGUAGUGAAAUUUUCUUUUGUAUUUUAGUCAUUUGUUUGUCUUUUGUGUUGCAGACUCUCCAAUCUGGAGACAUCCCAUGUUGUGUUUUAGUAAAGAAGCUCUGUCGUCUCCUCUCACCACGCUGCCCUCACUGGCUCUGCAGACAGAGGCCGUCAAACUCUUUAAGGUACAAACAUACAGAAACAAAAAAGUGUUUCUUUUUUUAAAAAGGACUUCCAUCAUGUUUUGUAUCAUGUAUUUUUUAAAGUCUUAUUGUUUGUGUUGAAGACUUUUUCUGUUUUUAAAUGAUAUUCAAGGUCUUUCAAAUUAGGACUAGGUUUCAGACUUUUGUUACAUACGUUUCAAUAAAACUAGAAGUGAAACAGAUAAAUAUAUGUGUCUCUUUACCAUCACAUCAUCACAAAUAAUACCCUCAAAAAUCUUGAUAGAGGCAAAACAGAACAACUUACAAACAAAAGCUCCAAACAGCAGUCUCUAUCUUUUUAUAAUGUUUAACAAAAAGAUAAUUUCUCUUCUUGUGUGUAUGAGAACAGUGGUUCUCGAGGCCCACUGUCCUGCAUGUUUUGGAUGUUUCCCUGCUCCAACACACCUGAUUCAAAUGAUCAGCUCGUUAUCAAGCUCUGUAAUGGCUUAAUAACGAGCUAAUCAUUUGAAUCAGGUGUGUUGGAGCAGGGAAACAUCCAAAACAUGCAGGACAGUGGGCCUCGAGGACUGGUCUUGAGAACCACUGGAUUAAAGCAUCUGUCCUUUCUCUCCUUAGACUUGUCAGCUUUUCAUCAACGUGGCCAUUGAUGCCCCCGCCAUCGACUACCACGUCUCUCUGGCUCAGAGCGCCCUGCAGGUGUGUCUGACCCACCCUGAGCUGCAGAAUGAGUUCUUCUGCCAGCUCAUCAAACAGACCCGGAGGAGGACACCGCAGGGGCACCCUGGUCCCUUGCAGGUUUGUGAUUUCACCACAGGGGGGCAGCGGUGUCAUGCGUUAGUAAAACGUAACAAUGUCCAAGCAAAGAUGUUCAAAAGGUGGCUGAUCAUUUUAAAAGACAGUAUAGGAAGCAAAUAAAUGAAAAAAAAAAACAGAUCUCUUUUUGAUACUGCUUUUUUUUUUGUUGAAGACGUGUUUGCAGGAUGCAGUGGUGAGAAAAUGCAGUGAUAUAGCGAGGCACAAUGACUGAACUUUGUAAACUCUGAUUUAUUAGCCUUAAAAGUAAGACGGUGCCCCAAUUCAAUGUUUUUCAAUGUAAAUAUACACACUGUUAAGCUCUUAUCUCUUUAAAGUUCAGUGAAUCAUUCACAUGAAGUCCUGUUCAUAGUUGCAAUGUUAUCAAACAAAAUUCCUGAAUGUAUACUUUCUCUAUCUGAAAUAAUACUUAAACAGGAAGCAUGUAUAUGUACUCUUGCCAAUCUUGCUCCACUAUCAGCCAUGAUUUAAAAACAUUCUGGGUAGUGACUCCGCUUUUUUGGCAGGAAACUGAACCAGAACUCAGGCACUAAAAUUCAGCAGAAAUAACUAAUCAUGUUGCUGGUUGUCUUAUUUUACCCUGUAUUUCAUUAAGAAGCAUCUGGAUAUGAGUGUCACUAUUUCAAAAUGUCUACAACUCCUCGAAGUGAGUUUAACAAUUUCUAAAAUCACACUAUAUAUUUAUGAAUUCAACAAAAGGUGCAAAAUACAAAGGUGCUUCACUCAAGAUUAAUAUUUCAGAGAAUUUGUUGGAAGAUAAUCAUCAAAAAGGCCAACUGUCUCCUCAAUGUAAACACCUCUGUCCAGAUACUUAAAAAUGUUAAAUAUCAGAUCCACAGAAUACUAGAAACUCCUCAAAGUCAUGUGAUUAUCAUUACUCAAUCAGCAGAGUCAUCAGUAACACCAGCAGAGGGCACAUACAGAGAUGAGUCCUCACCUGUCGGCUUAAAAAUAGAAAUCCCGUGAGAUUAUGUCUCAUCAUUAGGAUUGAAAAAUGACAGGAUGAGUCAUUACACAACCGUGUGACUCUUUGUGUCCAUGAAUGAAAGACAGUACCUGUAACAUGGGGAAGCUGAUGGGUUUCAUUACAGCAACUCUUGCUGCUUCUCUGUCCUGGUGUUUUUGCUGACUGUGUGCAUGUGUGUGUGUCUGUGUGGGUGUUUGUGUGUUGUUUUUCAGGGCUGGCAGUUCCUCGCCCUGUGCGUGGGACUGUUUCUGCCUCAGCAUCCGUUCCUCUGGUUGCUGCAGGUUCACCUGAACAGACAUGGGGACUGCAGGUGAGAUUACGUUGGGGGCUGAACAUUGAUGUGACCGAGCAAAAAGCAAACAUUCAAAUAAGAAAAUCAUUUAUUGUUGCUUUUCCACCAGAUCAGGAAAGUUUUGUUUUAAUAAAUUGGUCAUUUCGUUAAAGUGGAUGUUUCGCUCCAUUUUUCACUUUAACUGAUCAAUAGAACAGAUGAUAGAAAUCAGUGAAGUUGCUGGUUCGAUUUCAGAUCUGUGACCAUCUGAUGCACGUUGCUCCCUGCAUACUUUUAAAUGAUAGGUUAGAAAAUCCCACUUUGAGCCUUUACAAAGAAUCAAACAGCACUAUCAUAAGAGUGAUUCUUCACAGCGUCCAAGUGUUAUGAAAUAAGUAGGCGUGGCAUGUUAAUAACAGGUUCACAUACUUACACACAGUGUUGUUGUGACAUGCUGGAAACCCAAUUCACACUGACAUCGUUUUACCUCCUUUAUUCAGCUCUGUGACUCUGUGCUUUACCUUUUGGCUGAACCCCACUAAUCAUAGUUGUUUAUCUCAUUAUAUCAACUUUAGUAAUGACCGCAGGAUAGCAAUACACGACAGUCUGUGUAAACCUCAACCAAAACGCCACUCUAUAGCCACAAAUAAUGCUCAGAACAGCACCUAACUUCAUCAACAGUACAUGUAGGGUCCCAGCCACAGUACUAGCCACCAAACAUAUUUUUAGUUUUGCCUAAUUUCUUCAACAAAGAGACUAAACACAACUCACCUACUCUCCUCCAGCAGCCGCUUGUUUGUAGCGAGACCUCGGGCCAGUCCAUUACAGACUGCUGAGGGGUGACGCAGCUCAAGGAAAACAUUUACUGAUAAUUUCUUCAUGGAAAUGUAAUCAGACCGAGACGCUUAGGAAGAAGAACUACCGCAUCUAUAGUGCAAAAUGAUGAAUAUGAUGAUUAUAACUUCAAGGAAAUGAUAAAGUAAUGAUGAUAAAUGUUCUUCCUUGAGCUGCGUCUCAGGUAUAACUAGAGAAUCAAGUGGUCGGCAACAUUCAUCUUUCGAGGGGGUGUCUAACUCGUUGUUACGGUGUCCCUUUAUCCCUUUAAAUCUGAAUAUCUCUUUAUGAAUUUUGUCUUUUAUGAAUCUCUCAAACACAUUGAAAAACCCAGAUAUAACUCAGUUAAUUACAUUAUUCACAUAGCCUAGUUUUAUAGUGAUAACUUACUGGAUUGUUACUUAAUGAAAGGAUCAUUGAUUAUUGAUUUUGGUUUUAAUUAUUUACCUCCAGUUGUUUUGGAGAAGUUUCUGAUGUCUCUAAAACUAUGUAACAUGUUUAUAUAUGUUUUGUCAUAUCUCUCUCACGUCAUCAGGACUGAAGUGGGUAAAUAUGCCAUUUACUGCCUGCGCUCCAUGGAGCGAACCCAGCAGAAGGGCGAGAGGCAGGCCAGGCCAUCCCGCAUGGAGAUCCUGUCCAUCCUGCUGAGAAACCCCUAUCAUCACUCUCUGCCCUUCAGCAUGCCCGUUCACUUCCUCAACAACACCUAUCAGGUACACACUCGCACACACACGUACGUAUACAGGCUGUACAGAGAGGUGGAGCAUGAAUCUUCACCUGAAGUUGCCGGACACUCACGAUCACAGAAUGUGGAGUGACUUUUGUGUUCGUCAUCUCUUCUCACUAAUUAAAGGCAUAGUGAGGAGUUUUAAACUCAGUGAGUUACAGACUAAAACUGAUGCUGAUGGCUCUUUUUGACCUUCAAAAGCAAACGAGACGAGAUGAUUUCUCUGUUGUCUCUGCUACUAAUGCCUGAAACUGCUGUGAGGAAGUAGGCGUCAGACCGGAUGAUUGACAGCAGACUGAAGAAACUGUCUUUUGUUGUUUUCUCACAGCAAAUAUUCUCAGUGAGUGAUAUCAAAAGACAGGGGGAUUUGUUUUUCCAGUCGCUGGUUGUGUUUGCAUUGAGCCACACGGUUAUUCUUCUUUCUGCGGAGUCUACGGUCACGCCCAUAAAAAAACAUGGGAAAUUAAAACAGUCAAGACAGACAAAGACUAAAACCUGCAAAGCCUCAUGGGAGCAUAAAUGUUGCUACUACUGCUCAGCUUUACAUCAAUCACAGUUUACGCAGACCGUGAUUAAACUGUCAUCCUGUACUGCUUCACCACACCUAUCACCUACCUGUUCACUGUGCUCUCUCUCUCCCACUCUUUAUGAAUGCAAACAGGCAAACAGGAAGUUUUUGUCUUUGCUUCUUUGACUCAAAUACUUUAAUUUGUAGGUUCUUGUAAAUUCUUUAAAACUACUUUUUAGGUUAAGGAAACAUUGUGUGGAGUAAUUUUUAGGGUAAUUUCACUUGCCUUUGCUUAUGUCAUUUUGCAGAAUACAGCAGUGUGAUCUUCAGCAAGCUUUGUGAUUGUUACUGUGAAUCUGCCAUCAUCAAAAAAACUGAAAAAUAACCUUACAUACAGAUUAUCUGAGACCAAACUGUUGCCCAGUUUGUGACUGUUUACUUACUUUUACUUUCUUUUUGAGUUUAGACUCUGCAACUGUUUGACUAUAUUGUGGGAGACAUCCAAGUUUGGGCUGAUAGUGUUAAUGUUCUUAAACCUGCAGCAGAACAACAAUACAGACUACAAAAAACCCUAUCUGAGUAGAUUCCUAUUGUGGAUGUACUUUAGUCCAUCUAAAUGUUGAUAUAUUUUAGCUGUUUUUUUUCCUGUUUAAAAGUUCCAUUAUAACGUUCUGAGAGCCAGUGUGAAAAUUUUUAAAGAGUCAUCGAAAAGUCAUGAAAAUCUAAAUGAAUUCUCAACUUUGUUUGCAGCCAUGAGAGCAGAAAAACUACACUAAACAAAAAAUGUAAGAGGAUCUUCAUAAACUGAUGAUCAAAAGCAAGCACAAACUCGUCACUGGGCUGAAGAAUGUUAGCGUUGUCUUCGUUUUAAAAAGAAUUGUGUUUAUUGACAACGGAAAGGAAACAGAGGAGAGAGCAGGGAUUGGCAUGCAGGAAAGUUGCCGCAUCCAUCCCGGGCUGCUGACAAUAUCCUUGUCAUGUUAGCAUGCUGAGUUUAGAUUUAGUUUGAAGGACUGCCAAAGCUCUGUAAAAAAUCAUAGAUUUGCUUCUGUGAAGUAAUUAGUCUCAAAAGGCUUCCUUAGUUUUACUACAUGGUUCAGAGUGUUUAGUUUAAGUGCUGUCAUGAUAUCAGCUUAUUAAGCUACAGGUUUAAAAAUCCUUAAAUGUAAAACCUUGUUUUCAUUGCACUUUUUCCUGAUUAGCUUAAGUCAUCAAAUACUGUAUUUGUUUUGUUACCCCUGAGUAUCACCAGAUAAGCUUAAAAUCUUUUGAUUUUCUGCUGCAUUUAGAUUUUUUUCUCAGUGGAGAAGUAAUAAAAUGACAAAAAUUCAGAUUUAAUGUGCUAUUAACCCAGUGGUUCUCAAGUCCAGUCCUCAAGCCCCCCCGUCCUGCAUGUUUUGGAUGUUUCCCUGCUCCAACACACCUGAUUCAAAUGAUUAGCUCGUUAUCAAGCCAUUACAGAGCUUGAUAACGAGCUGAUCAUUUGAAUCAGGUGUGUUGGAGCAGGGAAACAUCCAAAACAUUCAGGACGAGGGGGGACUCGAGGACUGGACUUGAGAAUCACUGUAUUAACCCAUUAAGACCUGAACCCUGUCUGAGACACGCCUCCGAAAUCCUGAGGGCAAUUUUGAGAAGGGCCCCCAGAUCCUGAGGUUUUCUGAAGUGUUGAGGUUUACAAAAAAGCUGAUAUCUCAACCUCUGUAGCAGAUUGAAACAAAAUUCAAAACGUACUUGAGAGCUUACACACGUGGCUUUCAAGAUAACUAUCUUUUGUUUGUCCAAACCUUCAUCACAUUAUUGAAAACCUUGAACAAACAAACUCAAAUGAAAUAAAGCGGCUGUAUAAAUAAAAGUAAAGGCACUGCACUGGAGAAUAACAAACUAUUUGCUUUCUGUUACACAAGUGGCAGUCAUGAUAAAGUGUCCAUUCAACACAAAUGUAAAUAGAAAAAAUAAGUUGUUGAAAGGGUAUGUAGCUGCCCCAGUAUAGUGCCAGUACAAAAGCAGCACUAAAAACUAAGAAUUAAAUAACUCAAUAAAUACGUGGCUGACAGUGUGUUCAUCUCUGUUCUCAACUAAAGUCAUGCAACACUCACAGAAAUUGCCGAUAGUGUGAGCCAAAGCUCUCGAUAUGAAGAGGUUGUUCUCCUCCGAUCUGCUCUCUGCCUCCGUCAUUGUUUACUUUCCUCACGAAGCACGUAACAAGAUCCAAGCAUGAAUCUGAUCGCUUUAUUAAGCUUUAUUAGCCGAUCAGAGGCAAACAGGUUUGGUGGUUUGAUUUGCCACGACUCCAGAAAUUAUGGAAAAACUACAGAAUGUCACAAAAUUAUGUAUCCGCGCUCCCGGCUUUAAGAGUAGAAAUGUGUACAUGCUUCUCCAAGCUUGGAAGGUUGAAAUGCAUACAUGCUGUCCCGGUUUAAAUGGGUUAAUAUCCUGAAACCCAGCAGUGUGAUAAACUGACAGUUGUAAACAUGGUGAGUUCUGCAGCUAUAUCUCAGGAGACUGCCAUUGUCAUUACUGUCAUAUUGUUUUUCUUUGUUCAACAUCUGCAGGUGGUGAGCUUCGAUGCUUCGACCACAGUGGAUGAGUUCCAGAGUCGCCUGAACCAGGACAGCAGCAUGAGGAAGACCGGCCUCUCUGGUUUCAGUUUGUACACAGACGACCCUACGGGGCGAGAGCUGGAGCACUGCCUGCAGGGAGGGGUUAAGGUGCAUCCUCCACUCAUGUGAUGAUGAUGACUCUCUAAAGACAGUUUGAUCAGUGUCUCAACACCGCCAUAUCCUUUUUCUAUCAACUUCAGAUUUGUGACAUAAUCUCUAAAUGGGAGCAAGCCUCCAAGGAGCAGCACACCGGCAAGUCUGAGAACACCAGGACAGUCCGCCUCACCUACAAGAGCAGGUACCUUUAUUCUCUUCAACUCACCCCUGAUUCACAGAGCGCUCACAAGCACGCAAUGACUAAAUUUUACUGGAAGCAUUUCGUUCAGUCUUACACAACAGACUUUGGGAGACCAUGGAACAGUGCAUGUGUUUACCUCCGCCAAGGAGGUUAUGUUUUCGGUAGCGUUCAUUUGUUUGUUUGUCUGUUAGCAACUUUACGGAGAAAGUUACAGAUGGAUUGACCUAAAAUUUUCACCAGAGGUGCGUCUCAGCCCCAGGAGGAUCCCAUUACAUUUUGGUGGUAAUCCAGUCAAAAUUCUGGAUACUGUGAUCCAGAACACACAAAAAUAAGGGUGUCGUUGGAAUUUUCAAUGCUGAAAGAUAACCAAUGGGCGGCACAGUGGUGUAGAUAGGCGGCACAGUGGUGUAGUUGUUAGCACUGUCGCCUCACAAUCAGAAGGUCCUGGGUUCGAAUCUGGAUCAGGGCAUUUCUUGUUUUAGGAACAUUAUGAACAGUGAACAUACCAGUUUAAACACAAAUAAAAGACACGUAACAGUAAAAGUUUUGGUGUGAAUCACAAUAUAAGGGGGGACAUGAGCUGCUUGCUGGAGGUCUGCGCUCUCCGAGUGCUUUUCUAGUUAAUUAUGUGACUUGGGUAAUUUCUUCUCCUUUAUCGGAAAUUUCCUGAGCAUUUUCAAAAGUACGGUUUACUCCAACUUAUUCGGUCUCUGAAUUGUAUUAUUAUCACUGUUACAUGUGCUGCUGACCUCUUGGCCAGGUCACCCUAGUAAAAGAGGUCUCGAUCUCAAUGGGUUUCAUACCUGGUUAAAUAAAGGUUUAAUAAAUAAAAAUAAACAAUUAGUUUAUAAAAGUAAAUAUUUCCACCUUAGUGCCAUGAUGUGUUUUUGGUUUUCAAUCAAAAGCCUCUGCAGAUAAUCCUGUUUGCCUUUCCUGGCCUCUAAACUCAUAGAUCAAACUCUGCAGGCUGUAACUUUCACUUUGUGUGUAUGAAUGGCUGUGUUACUGAAUCAGGUGUUUUUUUGCAAGAGGCAUGUUUUGCAUAUAAUGAUUGCAGAAUGCCUCAUCUAAAUCUAGCACCAACACGCACACUGAUGCUAUUUGCUCUGCAGCACAAUUAGUGGUGAAUUUAACCCCUCAUACAUACUUUGUAAGUUAGUCAAGGUCUCCUUGUUCAGAAUCACGCAGCAAGUCCUUGAGUGAACCAGGCCCUCAAACUUUACAAAAAUUAUUUUUCUGUGUGGCUUAUAAAUCAAAUAAGACAUCUUUUUAAGCCCAUUUCAGCUGAAAGUUGCAGCCAUAUGAGACACUAAGCAGAAUAUUUCCCCCACUCUUUUUUACAUCUCUUUUCUCCAGCUGUUUAAUGCAGAUAAAGCAAAAGUGUAUCACUCCUGGGAAGAGGAAAAGUUAAAUGUUGUUUCCCUGUUUCUGCUCUCCUGUCCACAGGUUGUACUUCUCCCUCCAGGUCAGGGGGGAGUCAGAGAGGGAGAGACUGCUGCUGGCUUAUCAGACAAAUGAGGCCAUUGUGGCGGGACAUUUCCCGGUCAACAAGGAGCUCGCUCUGGAGAUGGCCGCCCUGCUGGCUCAGGUCUGAGAACUAUGAAUGUACAUCCAUAUUUGUAUUUAUUUAAAUAGGAUUUACUGUGUUUGAGCUGUUGUACAGGGGUGCAGGUAGAACUAGCAACACAACACACACGGUGUUUUCUAAAAGAGCAUACUCUUCUAGUUUUCAGUAUUGUGUUUGUUAACAGGUGGAGUUUGGGGAUUUUGAGCGCCCCUUCUCUGCUCCUGGAUCAGCCCAGACCAAGUCCAACCAAACCCUGAAGCAGGUUCUGGACAGAUUUUACCCCAAACAUUACCGCAGGAGCACAUCUGAGGAGCAGCUCAGGUAUGAGACAGGAGCUCCUCUCCAGUGGAAAUCAAGUUUUCUUUGAUUGAAGUGGUCCUUGCUGAAUAAAGUUUCCCCACUCUUCCUUCUCAGAGUGCUGCUGCAGCGUCUCUCAGCCCGCUGGGCCUCCCUCAGGGGUCGGAGCUCCUCAGAGUGCGUCAGGAUCUACCUGACUGUUGCUAGGAAGUGGCCUUUCUUUGGUGCCAAAUUGUUUGAAGCAGAAGUAGGUGACCAUCAGUAUUAAUUACAUUUAGACCCAGUGGUGUGAUGAAUGUUCAGUUUGUUUCUUGUGUGAUUGCUGCACCUCACAGACAGUGUUAAACACAGUUUAGCUCUCUUGAUUUGUUGAAUUGUAAUGAAAUUAUGUAAAACUGUCUCAGAAAAACACUGUGAUGUUUGUAAUACAUCAUACAACACACAGCAGGUAAACUCAAAAGUCAAUCACAUUUCUCCAAGCUUCAUCAAUGCUUUCUCUCACUCUAAACUGCAAGGUAGUGAGGAGCUUGACCUCAGUAGGUUAUUUUACUGUGGUGUAUUAUGAAAAUGUUUUUGUGCUCAAUCCAAAGUCCUGUCUCUCUGUGUCCUUUUAGUCCAUCACUGCGUCUCCACAGCAGGGUGUGCGCGUUUGGCUGGCUGUGCACGAGGACGGGAUCAGUGUGCUGGAGCACAACUCUGUGGUGAGCUCUGAUGCCAGUUAGCUUAAACACAACAGGUGUCAAAUGAAUGUGAAAAUGGAAUAAGGCAGAUUUAUUGAUUGGCUGUAUUGGUAGUGAUGGUGAUGGGUAAUGAAAAACUGAUGAUAAAUGAUAAGACAGCAGGUAACAAAAAACACAGUGUUGAAAAGUAGGAUUAAAAUAAAUAUUGUACUGAUUGUGCCAAAAGCUCACUGCUGUUUGAGGACAAAAGAGUGAAACUGUGUGAAUUUUUACGUCAUUCUAGUAUUUGUAUAAACACAGUCGCACACAUGAUGCACGGGGUCUGUGAAAGGUAAAACUCAACAAGUAUGUAACUGUUAUUUAUCAAGGUUUUAAGUGCAGUUUUAUAUUGCUACAGAUCAUUACCUUACCUCAUCACUAAUGUUGAUUUAAAAAAAAUAUGUAUUUUUUCUUUGACUCUUUCUUUUUAUGGGGUGUGGUUGGGGGUCUGACUUCAGCCACUAAUAUCCCUAAGUCCAAGAAACAUUCCUUAGGCAAGAAGUCUGGACAGACACUCAGAGCACUUUUAACCACAAAUUCAUCUUCAGUGAUUUAUAUUUUAUCAUUGCUUUGUUAAAGUUUUACCAAACUAGUCUACAAUGAGGUUUGGACAUGGGACUGUUAACUGUAAAAUGAGACAGAGGAAUGAAGGCAGAGAGGAUUACAACACAAUUGUUGUAGAGCAGUGACAACAUGAACACUGCUCCUCUCAGCUCACUCUGCCUGUUACAGGAAUGCAUCGCUUGUAAUUUAGGUGAUGGAAUAUUUGCACAGCAGGAAGAACAUGGUUGGUUUUGAAUAUUUGGGGGGGAAAAGCACACUUUUGCAAAAAUUUUCUCUUCAGCAGAACAAAAAGUAAAAACACGUUAUUUACUUUCCUUUUUUAUUUCUUUUUUUUUUUUGUUUCCACAUUAUAUGCACGCUUUGAUAAGAGCCACAUCUGUAUGACAAUAGUUGAUGGUGCUCAUGGGAACUGCAGUCCUUAUCUCAGACAAACACUAUUGAUUUUGCCCAAAGGGAUCUGCAGAGCAAACACUACAUGAAAAUGCUUCUCAAAGUGCCUUUACUACACUGUUGGCUUUGGUUUGGAGCAGCUUGCACAGCUUGUGUAUAAUGACAUAACACAAGUAAAUAUGAUAAAAAAAUAAACUAUAUGUAUAUCUACUAUCAAAUAAACUAAGAUCUUAGUUAGAUCAAAGUUUAAUUGAUCAUUAAGAAAACAGUACAUAACUUAAAACAUGAUGAAAGAAUCAGGAAUGGAAGACUGAAGGUAAAAAAGAUUAAGAGAAAUGUUUUAUGAAAUAAAAGAGUAAAAAAAUGUAUUUUGCACUUUGGCCAAUGAGUUCAUUAUUAACAGCUUAAUGUGAGCUGUGAGACAAAUGUCACUUCAGUGGAUGUAAAACAAGAAGGCGGUGUGCAGCUUUCCUGUCACAGCACACACAUUACAGGAUUGGAUCAUGAAUGAAAAUAUUGUCUCCUUCUUGUUUUCUUCUUCUAAAUCUGUGCAUGCAGAAGCUGUUAGUGUCCCACUCCUACAAGACCCUGAUAACCUUUGGAGGCUGCAGACAGGAUUUCAUGCUGGUGGUGGGACAGAGCAUCGGAACUAACACCAGCAAAGACAAACCGACAGAGAAACAUCUGUUUGCCAUGGACGCCUCCAAGGUGAGACAGAGAGAGAGAGAGACUAUGACUCCACAGAGACAGCCUCCCUUGUUUUUUAUCUAAAGCCUCUCAUCCUCACUGUGACUUCUUGUAUAUUUUUUCUGGGCAACAGAUCCGGGAGAUCACCCUCCUCAUCUCCAGUUACAUCAACAGCGCUCACCAGCAGAAGGCCGCAGCCCACCACCUCUCAGCCCCCGCUCUGAUGGUCGCUCAGCCCAUCAGCCUGAAGAGCAAAGAGCUGAGGAGCAAAUCCCCCCCGGCACUGGGACGCCCCAGCAAGGCCCCCACUCUGCUGUGAUGGGACAUCAACAUCACUAACCUCACUGGAAAAGUUAAAAAUGGCUGCAGGUGGUUCAAUCUAGCGAUAUCACAGCCACAUUCAGAUGUGUCUGAUUGAGUCGGAACUUAUUUGUUGUGUUUACUUUUUUGUGUGUAAUUUUGGGCUUUUGUGCCUUUAUUUAGAAAAGUUGAU